Molecule: messenger RNA, 2910 nt
Organism: Daucus carota subsp. sativus
Lineage: Eukaryota; Viridiplantae; Streptophyta; Magnoliopsida; Apiales; Apiaceae
Exons: 14
Coding region: 106-2589 (827 amino acids)
Cellular component (GO): membrane
Source: RefSeq, a predicted model, not a curated record
UAAUAUUAAUCGCUUCUAGAAUAAAAUAACAUAGUAUUCUGUUUGACUGAUCCCAACUCACUUUGUGUCUUCACACUCAGUUUCAAGAAUCAUCGAAUUUCAGACAUGGCAGAUACUUCGAUUCUGUGUAGUUCUGUAAUGAGAUACACUUUUUUAUUGUCUGUAUAUAUUCUCUUGUAUUUUGUAGGCUAUUCAAUUCAAGAUGAUGGGGUCUCUCAGAAUAAUUCUUAUUUAAUUUCUAGCUUUAGUUAUGCCAAAACUGUGCUUAAGCCUUACGAUUGGCGUUAUGUCAGAGUUGAAUUGCCGCCGUGGUUCUCUUUAAUGGCUGUAGAUUUAGACUCUGAUGUAGACCUUGAUCCCAAAACCUUCACAAAUGGGCCUAAAAGCAAUCUGCCAAUGUUAUGUUUCCGUCAAGGAAGUCCCCCUCUACCUGAUGUUCACAACACUUCUUCAACAGCUAUAAGUCCCAUCACUAACGGGUCCUUUGGAGGAGUGCAAGGAACUCAAAUUUCUGAAGUGUGUUAUCCUAUGCAGAAACAUAUAACAAUGAGAUUUAGCAAUGAGCAGAUCUCUGCAGGAACAUGGUAUGUUGGAUUCUUUAAUGGGAUCGGAGUAACAAGGACGCAGUCUAAAAUGAUAAAUCGAGGUCCGUCAUACUCAUUUAAUGGGAACGUAUCCGUAGAAGGGUGUGUGAUACCCAUGAUGUGGGGAAAGUACUGCAACCAAACCAUUGAUCAGCUUUCAUGUGUUAACACCUACAAUCUAACAACUCAUACAGACAGUGUUAACCAAACAGCAGAAAGUAUGACUUCAUGCAGGAAUGUUGAUGAGGAAUCUUGUAGUCGUGAUCAUGAGCUAAAAGUCUACUAUCUGGACAUCAUGGGAACUUCUGAGAAGAUAAUAAUUUCAGUAAAUAAUAUCAAAUUAAAUCAAACUCAAAAUUUUAACACCACCACAAACAGCAGCAGUAUAGUUCUAAUGUGUUAUGCACGGCAUGGAGCAAUGCCGGCGGAAACUUUGCAUGACUAUUCUGGUAAUAUCAACAAUGCUUCUGUGGUUAUACAAACACCAAAAGUUGGUCGAUGGUAUAUUGCCAUUCAGCCUGUUAAUCUUUCAAAGGCACUGGGAGGGCUUCAGGACACGAGCAUUGAAGUUUGUUACUCCUUGGACUGGCAAGUGCUUCAGUGUCCUUUUGGUAAGGCUGGAUCAAGCUGUUUAUCAGAAACAUAUGCACUUCAGACAGUUCUCAGGAAAAAUACGUUUGGACCUUUUGAGUCGUAUUAUUUACCAGUCAGUAACAAGGUUUUGUCAGCUACUGCUAAUUUCCUUUUGGAACCUCUUUUGACGAACACCUCUUACCGAAGAAGUUUAGAUGAUGAUUGGACAUAUUUUCUUCUGGACAUACCGUCUGCUGCCGCUGGGGGUAAUAUGCAUAUCAGACUUUCAUCAGAUGUGAAACUUGAGUAUCAAAUAUAUGCUAGAUAUGGUGGGCUGUCAUCUCUUGAUAACUGGGAUUACUACUAUGCAAAUGCAACUAGCAGCAGCAGUAGUUCCAUGUUCUUCAAGGUCUAUGAAUCAAGUGAGGUUACUGUUAGUUUUUACAUUUUAUAUGUUAGAGGAGGAACGUGGAGUAUUGCAUUAAGGAAUCUAAUGCCUCCUGGUAGUGCUAACAAAAGCCAAACUACUAUGUCUAUUUCAAUUGAAAGAUGUCCGAGAAGAUGUUCCUCUCCUCAUGGGUCAUGUCAAACUGUGAUGGAUGCAAAUGGCUUGACACUAUACAGCUACUGUCAUUGUGAUAAUGACCACGGAGGGUUUGACUGUAGUGUUGAAAUUGUAUCACGCCAAGGUCACAUAUGGCAAUCAAUUUCCCUUAUUGCAUCCAAUGCUGCGGCUGUACUUCCUGCUUACUGGGCUCUUCGUCAGAGGGCAUACGCAGAAUGGGUUCUCUACACAUCUAGUGGGAUAUCUAGUGGAAUAUAUCAUGCAUGUGAUGUCGGCACCUGGUGCCCUCUAUCUUUUCAUGUCUUGCAGUUUAUGGAUUUCUGGCUUUCAUUCAUGGCUGUAGUGAGCACUUUUGUGUACUUGGCUACUAUUGAUGAAGCAUCAAAGAGAACAAUUCAAACAGUAGUUGCCAUUCUUACUGCUCUCAUGGCUGAAACUGGAGCCACCAGGUCAUCUAAUAUUAUUCUUGUAAUAGCAAUUGGGGCUGCGGGUCUACUUGUGGGGUGGCUGAUGGAGUUGGCUACUAAUUACAGGACACUUUCCUUAUCUCCUUUGUUCUCUGCAAAUAUUCUUCAUAGAUGGCAGAGGGUCAAGGAUUGGACUCGUGCUGUAAUAAAGAAAGUUAUAAAGCGUUUCCGUUGGGGAUUUAUACUAGCAGGGUUUACAGCCUUAUCGAUGGCUGCUAUUAGUUGGGAACUGGAAACCAGUGAAAACUACUGGAUUUGGCACAGCAUGUGGCAUAUUUCCAUAUACACUUGUUCUUUUCUCUUCCUUUGUUCAAAAGCAAAACUGGUUGAAGUUGAAAAUCAAAGACCUGUUGCUUUGGACUAUGAGUUAACUCGGCAAAAUUCAUUCUCGAGAGAAUAGUACAUAUAGGGACAAACUGGAUCAGCAGAUAUCUAAAGAUUUAGUGAAAAAGAAGAUCUCCGUUUGUAGCCUGGAGAUUUAUAGGCGCGAACUGCAAAGCAACCGUCUAAAGAAGCUGGGCAAUAUCACUUCUUUAGCUCUAGAUGCAGCCGAAGUUUAUAAGCUAGUGAACUUAGUGAUACAGCAAUAGUCUUUGUAAAUGAUGAGUGCAUCUUUUAUUGUGUGUUUUACAGGCAGAAAUCGUAUCAGUUGAAUCAAAUUUAUCUGUAUAUACUUAUCAAGCUGUAUACUAGUGGUAUGUCUUGAUAGCCUUGCGUUGGA